CGUCAUGGCUUGGGUCUGCCUGACGUUUUGUCAGUGAGCGCGAGUGGUAGCAUUGUGGCGGAGAAGCCUUGUGAUCCUAGCAGCUCAAAGUUAAUAUGGCGAGCGAAGAGAAUGGUUCGGGCACGGUCCCUCAAACGGAUUCAACGCAGAACGACAGUAAUAAGCAAGAAGCCACGGAACCGUUGAUGGCUGCAGGUCCAGGGGGCGAGCAGCAACCGGUCACCAAACCGGCGGUGCACAAACAGAACUACGAAAAGGAUGUAAUUUAUCUCUACCAGUUCUCCCGCACCCCUGUGCUACCUUCAAUGUCGCCCUACUGCCUCAAGGUGGAGACCUGGUUGAGGUUGGCUGGGCUCAAAUACGAGAAUGUGGACCACAAGAUGAAGUUUCGGUCAAAAAAGGGCCAACUUCCUUUCGUCGAACUGAAUGGCGAGGAGAUUGCAGAUAGCGCCAUCAUCCUUAAAGAAUUAGCUCAGCGAUUCGAGAAGGAUCUGGAUGCAGGCCUCAGCAAUGACCAGAAGAACGUCUCGCACGCUAUGAUUUCCAUGAUCGAGAACCAUUUGGUCUGGGUGGUGGCAUGGUGGCGGACCAAGUUUCCAGACAACGCCAUCAAGGGCUACAAAAUGAAUUUGCAGCACGCACUGGGCACCAGGAUCCCCAACGGAAUACUCAAUUUCUUCUUCAAGUUAACAUUCGCCCGCAAGGGAGCGAAGAAAGUGAAGGCACAAGGCAUGGGUGUCCACAAGCCAGAGGAAAUCAUAGAAUUUGGCCAGAACGACUUGAAGGUCCUGUCUGACAUGCUGGCUGACAAGCCGUUCUUCUUCGGUGACGAGCCCACUACAUUGGACGUCGUGGCAUUUGCAAGCCUCGCGCAGAUUUACUUCAUAGACAAGGAGGUGCAGUAUACGCUACGGGACUACAUGCAGGACAGCUGUCCGAAUCUGGUGGGGCAUGUCAACAGGAUGAAGGAGAGGUGUUUCCCUGACUGGGAGGACAUCUGCAAGACACUGGACCUCAAUUCUCAUCUGCCAAAACCACCAUCAGAGGAGAAAGAGAAUAAGGAGGACAAAAAGGAGAAAGAUGAGAAAGAAGGUGACAAGGAAAUUGAAAAGGAGAUAGAAAAGUCUGAAAAGGAGGAGAAGGAGUUGGAGAAGGAUGUGGAAGAGAACAAACAGAAAGAGGAGAAGGAGACGAAGUGAAGCGGUCUGCCCCCUGCUGUGGUGGUGUUCAUUCUGGUGCAAAACAAUGAAGAGAAAAAUUAUAAAUACAUUUUAUAUAAGCAUUUUUGAAAUACUGAAAUUUUGAGGGUUAUUUGUGUAGCUUUUUGUAAAAGAGACCAAAAAAGUUAAUGAAUUUUCUAUGUCUACAUGUCUGGAUUAGAACAGUUCGAUGGUCGUUUCCCCCAUUUGAACUUUUUGCGAGGUGCCCAUCAUUCCACUCCGCCUUCUCGAUGUGACGCGACGCGGGCGACGCCAAGUCGCCCGCGUUGUAUCCACCCAAUCUGUACCCGUGUUAGCUUGAUCUGUGUGUUACAUCUGUAUGAAUUGUUCACUAGGUGUAAGGAAGCCAUUUAUUUUGAGAGACGCGCGGGAGCGAGCGGGUCUUCUCCGGGACCAGCGCGCAAACCGCCGGCUGGAUGAGCCAUGUUCCUGCCAGUGGUGACACCUGGAACAUGGUUCCCACAGUCCCACCCCUCAGUUAUUCAAGGCAGCUCAGAAUUUUAAGAAGAGAAAUCAUAUAUAGAGAGACGAGAAUGUUGCCGUCUUCUGUCGUCAGUGUGUUUCCCCUACAAACCGCUCGGCUUGUUUUUAUUAAUAGUGUAGGCAUAGUUGUAUACUUACUGAGAUUUUAUUAAGAGAAGAAAGUAAUAGGAAAAUGUCACUUGAAUUGUGAUUUAAAAAAAAUAUGGCAUGACAUAGUAUGAGAGAAGUUAUUAUAAUAAAAUGUAUGAUAUAUAUGUUUUAUUGGGACUGUUGCCACCACUGAUGUCGGAAAUGCAUAUCAAGGACUGUCCGACCACAAUACUCAUGGCACUCCCAUAUUAAUUACUAUAUAUUAGCUUCAUUUUUGCUUUGUAAGUUGUAAUUAAGAGAAAUACCCAAUAAAGGUACAAUAUCUUGAUUUAA
Molecule: messenger RNA, 2126 nt
Organism: Zootermopsis nevadensis
Lineage: Eukaryota; Metazoa; Arthropoda; Insecta; Blattodea; Termopsidae
Gene: fax
Product: failed axon connections
Cellular component (GO): cytoplasm
Source: RefSeq, a predicted model, not a curated record